Messenger RNA from Gaeumannomyces tritici R3-111a-1, 522 nucleotides. RefSeq lists its product as hypothetical. The transcript is spliced from 4 exons. The record is from RefSeq and is a predicted model, not a curated record. The coding region runs from base 94 to 522 and encodes 142 amino acids. NCBI's taxonomy places the organism in Eukaryota, Fungi, Ascomycota, Sordariomycetes, Magnaporthales, Magnaporthaceae.
UUCGGUAAAUUGCUAAUUGGAAAAAAGGAAAACGUUAUUUUUUUGCUUGUUAAAUUAUUUGCAAGCAAAAAGCAAAGCCUUUUCGCGAAAAGCAUGGAACCAAUCGUUACAAUCCCGGCGUUAUUAUUAAUAUAUCCGGAUAAGGUCGUUAAUUCCAUUUUAAUAUUUUUGUUACGGAAGCGCCGGCGUUUUUUACGUUGGCCGGUAAAGCGCGCGCUUUUAUUAUUAAUUAUUUGUAAUUCUGUAAUUUUUGCGCACGUGUUUUUCGUUAAUAUAAAUUCCGGCCAUAAUAAUAAACGGAAGGAUUAUUGCGCUGGCGGCCAAAUAAGUUUUAACAAUUGUAACGAUAUUUCGGUAAUUCGGAUCGCUUUAAAACCAAGCUUCGAUAUCCGUAUAGCACCAAACAAAGCUUUUUUGGAAUACGCUUACCCGAAAGUUUAUUUUAUUAAAAUUUUAUUUAUUUUUCGGUUUAAUUUAAUAUUUUUUUACGCAUUGCGCGUAAAAAUCGAACCAUUUUUUUAG